AUGGUGGAAGGAGGUGUUGUGAAGGCAGAUAAGACAGAAUUCACAGAAUGUUGGCGUGUCACUUGGAAAAAUCCCUAUAUUAUGAGGCUCGCCUUUUCGGCAGGUAUAGGAGGGCUGCUAUUCGGGUACGACACAGGUGUGAUUUCCGGGGCCUUGCUCUACAUCCGGGACGAGUACAAGUCUGUUGACAGGCAGACAUGGCUCACCUUAUUUGAGCAGGAAACGAUCGUGAGCAUGGCUGUAGCAGGAGCUAUUGUUGGUGCUGCUUUGGGGGGAUGGAUGAACGACAAGUAUGGUCGAAAAAAGUCCAUUCUUGUGGCUGAUAUUCUAUUCACCAUCGGAGCAUUGGUCAUGGCUGCUUCUGUAGGUCCUUGGAUGAUAAUCAUUGGAAGAAUAAUAGUCGGUUUUGGAGUUGGGAUGGCAUCCAUGACGGCGCCACUUUAUAUCUCGGAAGCAUCUCCUGCAAGAAUCCGAGGAGCAUUAGUCAGCACUAAUGGAUUGUUGAUUACCGGAGGACAAUUCUUGGCAUAUCUCAUUAACUUAGCAUUCACAAAGGCACCGGGAACCUGGCGUUGGAUGCUCGGGGUAGCUGGAGUUCCAUCCAUUGUUCAGUUCGUCUUGAUGUUGUCGCUUCCCGAGUCUCCAAGGUGGCUGUAUAGACAGGACAAGAUUCAAGAAGCCAGGGCAAUUUUGGAGAAAAUAUACCCUGCCAACGAGGUGGACGACGAAAUGAAGGCUCUACAAACCUCCAUUGAAUCUGAGAAGGCUGAGGAAGGAGCCAUUGGCAAUACUUUAUCAGCAAAGCUAAAGAAUGCUUGGAAAAAUGAUGUUGUCCGAAGGGGCCUGUAUGCGGGAGUCACCGUUCAAGUUGCUCAGCAGUUUGUUGGCAUAAACACUGUCAUGUACUACAGCCCAACCAUUGUUCAGCUGGCGGGAUUCGCCUCGAACAAGACAGCCUUGGCCCUUUCCCUCAUCACCUCUGGUCUGAACGCCCUUGGCUCAAUUGUCAGCAUGGGGUUUGUCGACAGGUUUGGGAGGCGAAGGCUGAUGAUCAUAUCCAUGUUCGGGAUCAUUACUUGCCUCAUCGCAUUGGCUGUGACAUUUUAUCAAGCCUCCGCUCAUGCACCGGGAAUCAGCAACAUCCAAUCCCUCCACUUUGGGAGGAACAACACUUGUCCCCAGUACUUGGAAUCAGCAAAGGCAUCAUCUUGGAAUUGCAUGUCCUGUCUCAAAGCAUCUAAGGACUGUGCUUUCUGCACAAAUGGACACAAUCAAUAUCAUCCCGGAGCAUGCCUGGCCGCAACGAAUGCAGUGAAAGGCAUGUGCAAAGCUGAGCAUCGGACGUGGUUCAGCCAGGGUUGUCCAAGCAAGUUUGGGUUUUUGGCAGUGGCGCUUAUGGGACUGUACAUCAUAACAUACUCCCCUGGAAUGGGAACUGCACCUUGGAUAGUGAAUUCAGAGAUAUAUCCACUGAGGUUCAGAGGCAUUGGAGGAGGGAUUGCAGCAGUUGCCAAUUGGAGUUCCAAUCUGAUAGUGAGUUUAACCUUCUUGUCAUUGACUGAGGCACUUGGUUCUGCUGGGACAUUCCUGCUCUUUGCCCUGUUUUCCUUCAUUGGGCUUGUGGCCAUAUACUUCCUGGUUCCUGAAACCAAGGGGAUGCAGUUUGAGCAAGUGGAGAAGAUGCUGGAGAGGGGCUUCAAACCUAAGCUGUGUGGCAAGUCAAACAAUCAACAAGUUAGAUAAGACACUGUGUAAUACGAUGUCACUGUUAUUGUUGAAGAUGGACCAUAUAAUAUUCUUUUCAAGUGUGAUCAUCAGUUUUUUGUUGUGUACUACUACUUCUUUGUAAGAUGUAACUGUGAUGGUGAUGCUCUGGUUCAUCUGCUGUUGCCAAUGUUUUGUGUACAGCCAACUUUUAAACAUCAUUGUAUAUCUCAACCGACACUCGAGGCUGUGAUGAUACAGCAACAGUGAUGACAAGGGACACACUGCUGUGCCAGCUAGAGUAAUAAUUAAUUUGCA
Molecule: messenger RNA, 2022 nt
Organism: Andrographis paniculata
Lineage: Eukaryota; Viridiplantae; Streptophyta; Magnoliopsida; Lamiales; Acanthaceae
Product: inositol transporter 4-like
Exons: 6
Coding region: 1-1743 (580 amino acids)
Biological process (GO): transmembrane transport
Cellular component (GO): membrane
Molecular function (GO): myo-inositol:proton symporter activity
Source: RefSeq, a predicted model, not a curated record